Molecule: messenger RNA, 2135 nt
Organism: Bombus huntii
Lineage: Eukaryota; Metazoa; Arthropoda; Insecta; Hymenoptera; Apidae
Product: aminoacylase-1-like
Exons: 5
Coding region: 71-1276 (401 amino acids)
Biological process (GO): amino acid metabolic process
Cellular component (GO): cytoplasm
Molecular function (GO): aminoacylase activity
Source: RefSeq, a predicted model, not a curated record
CGUCUGCUAUGAGUGCUAGGUAUGACAGUCGACUAAGCGGCAUCCGACACGACGAUCAGCAGACGGCACAAUGUCUUCGUCCUCGCAAGCUCAGCUGAACGCAACAGCUGUAGAGAAUUUUCGCGAAUAUUUGCGGAUACCUUCUGUCCAACCGAACAUCAAUUACGAUGAUUGUGUUGCAUUCCUUCGGAAACAGGCAGAAUCUCUCAAUUUACCUAUUAAAGUAUAUCAUGUCCAGGCGAAUAAACCAAUUGUUGUCAUAACGUGGAUAGGAACAGAACCAGCAAAACCAGCUAUUCUAUUAAAUAGUCACAUGGAUGUUGUACCUGUAUUUGAAGAUAAAUGGACCUAUGCACCUUUUAGUGCUCAUAUGGAUGAAAAAGGAAACAUUUAUGCUCGUGGUAGCCAGGACAUGAAAUGUGUUGGAAUUCAAUAUUUGGAAGCAAUUCGCCGUUUAAAACUUGCUAAACAACAUUUUAAGAGAACUAUCCAUAUCUCCUUUGUACCUGAUGAAGAAAUAGGAGGAGAUCUUGGCAUGAAAGAUUUUGUACGUACCAAGGACUUCAAAGAGUUAAAUAUUGGUUUCUCUCUGGAUGAAGGUGUAGCUUCGCCCGAAGAAUAUUUUUAUAUGUUUUAUGGUGAAAGAGCAAUUUGGCAUGUCGAAGUAGAAUGUAAGGGUACUCCUGGUCAUGGAUCCAUUUUACAUGAUAAUACAGCUGGUGAAAAAAUAAGAAUUAUAAUUGAUCGUUUUAUGGACUACAGAGCUCAAGAGAAAGAAAAGUUGAAAGAUUCAAAAGUACAGCUUGGCGAUGUUACAACCAUAAACUUAACGCAACUGAAGGGUGGUGUGCAAACAAACGUAGUACCUACUUCGUUAACGGCAAUUUUUGAUAUUCGAAUUGAGCCUUCCGUCGAUCACACCGAGUUCGAAGCUAUGAUCAAAAGAUGGUGUGAGGAAGCUGGUGCCGAUGUUACGUAUUCGUUCGAACAAAAAGAUCCCAAGAUCGAGAACACAAAGUUAGACGAUUCUAAUCCCUUCUGGAUCGCUUUUAAAAAAGCUUGUGACGAUCUUAAAAUAAAGUUGCAAAUAGGAAUCUUCCCAGGCGGAACAGACAGUCGCUAUAUAAGACAGGUUGGAAUACCUUCCAUUGGUUUUUCACCCAUGAAUAAAACGAAAAUACUUCUUCACGAUCACGAUGAAUAUCUGAACAAAGAUAUAUUCUUAAAGGGCAUUGAUAUAUAUAUGAAAAUAAUACCAGCAGUAGCAAAUAUCUAACCAGAUGAUAUUAAGUCUCUAACAUCACACGCUUUUUAAAAUUGUGUACCUUUAUUUCAAAUACCAAAGUCAAAAAUUAAGAUUAAUAAUAGGAGUUAAGAAGAAGUGCAGAAAUUUACUAACGUUCCUGAAUGAACGAAACAUAGUGCAAUAAUUCAUAAAGAUUUAGAAAGUUAUAUAUGUUUCAAAUAUUUAUAUUUGUUACACAAAUAUGUUUUUAUUAUUAUCAAGUUGUUAUUAAUUGAAAGAUUUAUAGAAAGCCAUAACUGUCUAGUGGAAGUAAAUGUAUUUACAUGCAGUUGGUCUCGAUGAUUAAGGAAUAACUUGGAACAAGACUGAGAGAAUGUAGAAAAAUGAACAAAUGGUUUAGGAACGAAGUGCGUCGUUGAAGAGUAACGAAAAGAAGGUCUUAUCGAGAGGAACAAAACACAACAGUCAAAUCAUUCUGAAUCAGGUAUUGGGAAAUGCAUUUAUCAAUCUCUCUAGUGAACUAACUGAAAUCAGAAUAUGUUAUUCAGUGUAUGAAAACAAUCGAUACUAUUUUUUUAAGUACAAGUUAUGUUGUAAAAGAUCAAGUACCUUACUAAAACAACGAAUAUGUUUUAUUUUUGACUGUAUAAUUGUACGUAGCAGCAUUUGAGACCAUAGAAUUUAAUGUUCCUUAUUAUCUGCAAAGCGUAGAAUUGCUGAAAAAAAUUUUAUAUACAUAUAUUAUGUAUACAUAAUGCACAUAUAUACACAAAUGUUUAAGUAAUUAAAUAUAUUUUAUAUAAACCAUGACAAAAACUAUGUCUAUGGUAAUUAUAUAUUUUUAUGCACAAUACAACAAAUAUAUUUCUUCUUUUUCUUCUGUGCUUUA